CUCCUUUUUUCUACAAUUUUGUAUACUUUUGAAGUAAGUAAAUUUGGGUUAAAAACAAAAUGAAAAAAACCGAAACAAAAUCAAAAUUCAAAACCAGGAAGGAAGUGACAGAGUAGACAGAGACUCGCAGAGAGAGGGGGGGAGAGAGAGACAGAGAGAGAGAGCAGGGUUAUGAUGCUGCGACUAGACUCACUAUCUUCCUCAGUGGCUCUUCAAAGCCCGAGUCUCUGCGGUACCGGCUCGCUUUCUUCGCAGCGUUCGACCAGAACCACAAGCCUAACCUUCAAUGGCGCGGUGCGCUUUGCGCCGAACCCGUAUUUGGUCAGGAAGAAGAGACUCUCCUCUGUGAAAUGUCGCCAGUCGGAAUACUUCGACCAGCAGAGAUUCAUCACCGCUUCUGCUCCCAACAACUCUUCCUUCGAUUCAGAAACUCCUCCUGGAGCAGGUUCGUUGCCGCCGAGAUUUUUUGUUGGUCACUCAAUAUAUAAAGGAAAGGCAGCUCUUACGGUUGAGCCUAAAGCUCCCGAGUUCACACCUUUAGAUUCGGGAGCAUUCAAAGUAUCUAGGGAAGGUUUUGUACUGCUUCAAUUUGCUCCUGCUGCAGGUGUUCGACAAUAUGAUUGGAGCAGAAAGCAGGUGUUCUCAUUAUCAGUGACAGAGAUUGGAAAUUUAAUUAGCCUUGGUUCAAGGGAAUCAUGUGAAUUUUUUCAUGACCCUUUUAAGGGGAAAAGUGAUGAGGGUAAGGUCAGGAAGGUGUUGAAGGUGGAGCCUCUUCCAGAUGGUUCCGGCCGCUUCUUUAACCUCGGUGUUCAAAACAAGCUGAUUAAUGUGGAUGAGAGCAUUUAUAUUCCCAUCACCAGAGCAGAAUAUGCGGUUCUCACUUCAGCUUUCAAUUUUAUCUUGCCCUACCUUUUGGGUUGGCAUGCCUUUGCAAACUCCAUAAAACCUGAUGAUGCAAACAAUGUGAAUAGCACUAAUCGUAGGUAUCGUGGAGACUAUGAAUGGACACGGUAGAGAAAAUUGCAGGGUCACUAGAAACUGUAAUGCGAAAUGAUAAAAGUCUUGGUUAUAAGUUUCUUAGCCUUUUUGUAUUGUAUUUUCCUUUCUGGUGUAGAGAAAUUCACGCAAAAGUUUUGUCAUUAUUCUGUCUCUUUUGCUAUUUUGUUCUGGAAGAUGGAGGGGGAAGUGAAGUAGCGCCUUCAAACAUUAGUUUGAUUAUGUACUAAUUUACCAUAUUCACUCUAUGUAAUGGCUUCGAGGAACUUUUGGAUUAAAUAGUACAAAAAUUUUAAUUGCAAGUAUUUAUUUCAAUUCAA
Messenger RNA from Ziziphus jujuba (common jujube), 1316 nucleotides. RefSeq names its product single-stranded DNA-binding protein WHY1, chloroplastic. The record is from RefSeq and is a predicted model, not a curated record. The transcript has 7 exons. Bases 172 to 1014 code for a protein of 280 amino acids. NCBI's taxonomy places the organism in Eukaryota, Viridiplantae, Streptophyta, Magnoliopsida, Rosales, Rhamnaceae. Gene Ontology annotation, biological process: defense response; regulation of DNA-templated transcription. Gene Ontology annotation, molecular function: single-stranded DNA binding.